Acanthopagrus latus (yellowfin seabream) is the source of this 2284-nucleotide messenger RNA. It is a transcript of the gene mnx2b, whose product is annotated as motor neuron and pancreas homeobox 2b. Gene Ontology annotation, molecular function: DNA-binding transcription factor activity, RNA polymerase II-specific; sequence-specific double-stranded DNA binding. Gene Ontology annotation, biological process: spinal cord motor neuron cell fate specification; neuron projection morphogenesis; central nervous system development. Gene Ontology annotation, cellular component: nucleus. Bases 606 to 1598 code for a protein of 330 amino acids. Lineage: Eukaryota; Metazoa; Chordata; Actinopteri; Spariformes; Sparidae. The record is from RefSeq and is a predicted model, not a curated record. The transcript is spliced from 3 exons.
CUGGCAGUAAGUUAGAUACUGGGAAUACAAUUGGCUAAUCUUCUAAUGUACCUCCGCGCUUUUGAUGCAGUUGAAGGUGUUCGCAGGCGGGACAGGGGUUGGACAUUACCUCACUCUGAAUGCUUUCUGGGGGGAGAAACGAGCGAGUAAUUAGCUGAUUAGAGGCCCGUCAGAGCAGCUCAGACUCCAGCCAAUCCCCGCUCGCACCGGCCCUUGCAGGGGUGGAGGAGGACGUGCUGAUGGAGUGAGACUCUCUCACACACACACACACCUCUGUUUGUCUGAAGCUGGUGUCGAAGAUCGGGACUGGACGCGAUGUUGCAGCGUGACGCGUUUGGGUGCUUUUCUAGGAAAUAGAUGGAGAGGCGCGCGUGUAAACGGUAAUUUAAAAAGCUUAUUUUAAAAAGUCGUCAAUAAGAUACAAGCUGAGAAUGUCUUAUAUGUAUUUAUAACUUAUCCGUCCAGACUGCGUUUUUUUUCUGAGAAGGAGAGCGCAUGAGUUUGUGAGUAGAAGAGGCUCCUGCGCGCUGACGCACGGCACAGGUGCGCGCCCGGCAAAACUUUACGCGUUUACUCUGCAGUUUCCCACCUUCAGCGAAGCCGUCAUGGAGAAAUCGAGAAACUUCAGAAUUGACGCCCUGCUCGCAGAUGAGACCAACCGGGUGAGCCGAGACCUCUCCCCGGGUCUGAGCAGCGACAGCCCCGCAGGCAGCCCGGUGUCCUGCCGCCGUGCGGACACCCCGUCCCCGCGGGCCGCGCAACUUCAGACAGGACUAAUCCCCAAACCGGGUAUCCUCAAUCUCCCGCAUCCAGGACUCGCUUCUAUUCCCGGCAUGUAUCCCGCACCCAUGUACCCGCUGUCAGCGCUGGGUGGCCAGCACCCCGCGUUCGCGUACACGGGCUUCACACAUCUAACACAGUCCUACCCAGAGCACCUGAAGGCGGCCGCCAUGGCGGGGUCUCUGCCCCUGGAGCACUGGAUCCGUGCUGGGAUCAUGAUGCCGCGGCUGCCAGAUUACAGCUCGGGCCCUCAGUCUGGUCUGUUGGGGAAGUGCCGGAGGCCUCGCACCGCCUUCACCAGCCAGCAGCUGCUGGAGCUGGAGAACCAGUUCAAACUCAACAAGUACCUGUCCAGACCCAAACGCUUCGAAGUGGCCACCUCACUCAUGCUGACUGAAACACAGGUUAAGAUCUGGUUCCAGAAUCGGAGGAUGAAGUGGAAACGUAGCCGGAAAGCGAAGGAGCAGGCCACCGCCUCGGCCCAGUCUGAGACACAGCGACUGCGCGGCGGGGGAAAGACAGCCACCAACAAACCCGACGAGAGCAGGCGAGCCGCGAAUCCGGACGACGGAGGGAUUGAUCUUGAUUUGGAGGACGGCGAGGAGGAGGUAGAGGAGGAGGACGAGGAGGAAGAGGAGGAGGAAGAGGAGGAGGAGGAGGAAGCGAGGCACGGUUUUCCUGUUGGGAUGCCACAACCCAAGGACUUCUUGCAGCGUAGCACCGACAUUGGCUACAAUCCCCACAGCCCGUUCUCUGAUGAUGGGCUGGAGGGGGUGCAGGUGGGAGGAGGUGACAGGAAGAUCGGGGCGGGACUGUGAAGAGACUCCCAGAGACGUUACAGAGACAUUUCACUGGGACGCGUCUGUGUUUGAGUUUACCAGAGAAGAUCUUUGUCUUGUCUGCUCUGUGAAUGUUUAUGUGCUCCAAUCAGGACGUUUGUUGGAAUCACUAAUCAUUCACACGCUCGCAGGAUCGUGACACACAUGUACUGUGUAAACCGUCUCUGAAUAAUCUCAUCUCUAAGUACUGUACAUUUCGUAGCAUGCCGAAAAGAAGAUUGCUCAUUUCACCCCUAAAAAAUGUAGCCGUUUUCACGAGCAUCUGCCAAAUCACCAUCCGGUCACUUUGUCUUCGCUCCAUCCGCUGACAACCUGGAACUCAAGGAGGCGAAGUGAGACAAGUGGACUGUGGUGCGUUUCAGACAGCGUGAGAAUGUACAGUGGGUGCAGCCUGCCCUGCACCAUGAAGACAUGUCAAACGUUGGUGAGAACGUCCUCAUUUACUUUUGUGCAUUUUUUCCGUGAAUAACAAUGUUUUGGUUUUUUUUUGUUCUCGAUGAUGUUUACGAAUUUGUUCUUGUCACUUACAUGUAAAUUAACCUAAUUUAUUUGAAUGAUUGCAAAGAUGAAUCAUACAUGUAUUUAUCUGAAACUUGUUUGUGGUGUAACUGUGAAAUUAAAAACAAAUACAGCUUUGAGGAAAUAAAGAAGAGCUGAAAAAUGAA